This is a messenger RNA of Aspergillus versicolor CBS 583.65, 1931 nucleotides long. RefSeq lists its product as uncharacterized. Gene Ontology annotation, molecular function: aldehyde dehydrogenase (NAD+) activity. Bases 364 to 1857 code for a protein of 497 amino acids. The record is from RefSeq and is a predicted model, not a curated record. The transcript is spliced from 3 exons. Lineage: Eukaryota; Fungi; Ascomycota; Eurotiomycetes; Eurotiales; Aspergillaceae.
AGUUGGGCUGUCCUGGACAGCAAAGAUUGGGAAACUGGUGGCGCUGGAAAAGUUGUAAAUCUGCGAUACGCCCUCGGUUACUCGCGCUGAGCUCUUCGUCUCGGCUUCCCAGACCGACGUGCGGAACCGCAUAGCAGUGAUUUCAUCUGGGUCGCUGGUGGGGUGGUCACAACGUAAUUUACCCUGAGCUGCUCCCGCUGGGGCUUCGGUGCCAUUCAUGAAGUUGCCAUAGCAUUCCCCUCCUUCCCCUCUUUUGCUGCCCCGCGAGAAGUAUUAAUAUGGAGGCCUCGUCUUCCCGCUUGGUCUGAUCUGUUUUCUACCUCUCUUCUCAAGAUACCCCAACUCUACCACUCUCCUCUCAAAAUGUCUAACCUAUUCGCUACCGUCGAGACCCCUGUCGCCAAAUAUGAGCAGCCCACUGGCCUGUUCAUCAACAACGAGUGGGUGAAGGGCGCCGAGGGCAAGACCUUCGAGACCAUCAACCCCACUACCGAGAAGGCCAUUAUUUCCGUCCACGAGGCCACAGAGAAGGAUGUCGACACCGCUGUCGCUGCUGCCCGUGCUGCCUUUGACGGCUCAUGGCGUCAGGUCACACCCUCCGAGCGUGGCCGCCUAAUCAACAAGCUGGCGGAUCUUAUGGAGCGUGACAUUGACACUCUUGCUGCUAUCGAGGCUCUCGACAACGGCAAGGCCUUGACCAUGGCCAAGGUCGACACUGCCAACGCCAUCGGUUGCCUGCGCUACUACGCUGGCUGGGCCGACAAGAUUCACGGUCAAACCAUCGACACCAACCCUGAGACUCUUACCUACACUCGCCACGAGCCCGUUGGUGUUUGCGGCCAGAUCAUUCCCUGGAACUUCCCUCUUCUCAUGUGGUCCUGGAAGAUCGGUCCCGCUGUUGCCGCUGGUAACACCGUUGUCCUGAAGACUGCUGAACAGACCCCUCUCUCUGGUCUCUACGCUGCUAAGCUGAUCAAGGAGGCUGGUUUCCCUCCUGGUGUCAUCAACAUCAUCUCCGGUUUCGGCCGCGUUGCCGGUGCCGCUAUCUCUAGCCACAUGGACAUUGACAAGGUUGCCUUCACUGGUUCUACCUUGGUCGGACGUACUAUCCUCCAGGCUGCUGCUAAGAGUAACCUCAAGAAGGUCACUCUUGAGCUGGGUGGCAAGUCGCCCAACAUUGUCUUCGACGAUGCUGACAUCGACAACGCCAUCUCCUGGUCCAACUUCGGUAUCUUCUUCAACCACGGCCAGUGCUGCUGUGCCGGAUCCCGUAUCCUUGUCCAGGAGGGUCUGUACGACAAGUUCGUCGCCCGCUUCAAGGAGCGUGCUUCUCAGAACAAGCUCGGAAACCCCUUCGAGCAGGACACCUUCCAGGGACCCCAGGUCUCCCAGCUCCAGUUCGACCGCAUCAUGGAGUACAUCAACCACGGUAAGCAGGCUGGUGCCACAGUUGCUGUCGGCGGUGACCGCUACGGCAAGGAGGGCUACUUCAUCCAGCCCACCGUCUUCACCGACGUUACUUCGGACAUGAAGAUCGCCCAGGAGGAGAUCUUCGGCCCUGUCGUCACCAUCCAGAAGUUCAAGGAUGAGGCCGAUGCCAUCAAGAUCGGAAACAGCACCGACUACGGUCUUGCUGCUGCCGUCCACACCAAGAACGUCAACACUGCUAUCCGCGUCUCCAACGCCCUGAAGGCUGGUACCGUCUGGAUCAACAGCUACAACAUGAUCUCCUACCAGGCUCCCUUCGGUGGCUUCAAGCAGUCCGGUCUCGGCCGCGAGCUUGGCUCCUACGCUCUCGAGAACUACACCCAGAUCAAGACGGUGCACUACCGCCUGGGUGAUGCUCUCUUCGCUUAAAAAUUUCUAACGUUAUGACAUGAUGAAAAUAUUGCGUAUACAAAUUGAAUUUAUUUCGUGUGCUACGGCAGCGG